CACGACAAAUUAAUUUAGUUGAAUACGAAGACAGUUGCUGCUUAUUAGUUACAUAGUUGUCAAAAUGUGUAGAAUAAAGUGCAUAGCGAUUGCACUGUGGAUCUUAGCGUGUGCUACAAAUUCAUUGGAGUCCGCAAAGAUACUCGCUGUAUUCCCUUUUACGGGUCCAUCGCAGUAUAUAAGUGUGCAGUCGUAUUUGAGGACAUUGGCGUCGCGUGGACAUGAGAUCACUUCAGUUUCCGCGUUUCCCCAAAAAACACCACUACAGAAUUUUCGCGAUAUAACACUACAAAUAGAGCAAUCGCAUCAUGAUGAUCAAGUGAUCAAUGCAAUCGUCGAAAUGUCUGUAAGCAAGUUAAACCUAAUGAAAAUUGUUAAGGAUUAUAUUUUAUUGACAUCUUUGGUGAUAUUGAGGAAUGAAGAAUUUCAAAAACUAUUGCACUCAGACGAACAGUUUGAUCUCAUCAUUAUUGAGGUGUUCCAUCAAGAUUCACUCUACGCAUUGGGUCAUCACUUCAAAGCGCCUAUGAUUGGUGUCUCUACAUUCGGCACUGAUGUUGUGAUCGAUCAAUUGGUGGAUAAUGUUUCACCGGUGUCAUAUGUACCAGCGCCUACCGGUAAACAUUUGGAUCGUAUGAAUUUCUGGCAACGCCUAGAGAACUUAAUUGCUUACACCAUAGAGGUUUUAUAUCAUCAUUUAGUUAUAAUACCGGAGCAACAACGUUACUAUGAAAAGUAUUUCCCUAAUGCAACACUGCGCUUAACAGAUAUUCGUAGAGAUUUUUCUUUGUUGUUGCUCAAUCAACAUUACUCAUUCAAUUGGCCACGUCCAUUAGUGCCGAAUGCAAUCGAAGUGGCUGGUAUGCAUAUUGAUCACAAACCAAGUAAAAUACCAGACGAUAUGGAAGCUUUUAUUAAUGCCUCCCCUAGAGGUGCUAUCUACUUCUCACUGGGUUCGAAUGUAAAGAGUGCAUUUUUGCCGAAACAUACUUUGCAAGAGAUUAUGAACGCAUUUGCCUCACUACCCGUGAAUGUGUUGUGGAAAUUUGAGAAACCAGACCUAGCCGGCAAACCAAAGAAUGUAUAUAUUAACAAGUGGUUUCCACAAUCCGACAUACUAGCUCACCCCAAAGUGAAACUUUUCGUUACUCAUGCUGGAUUGCACAGUAUGAUAGAGGCGGUACAUCAUGGUAAACCGAUUGUGGGUAUGCCAGUGUUCUACGAUCAAUAUUUGAUUAUGGAAAAAGCAGUAAGUAAAGGUUUUGGUGUUGCUCUAAACUUUCGAAAUUUCACCAGCACCGAGUUGCGUGAUGCCAUUCUAGAGGUAUUGGAGAAUCCCAAGUAUAGUGAACGAGCGCGAGAGACCUCAACGAGUUUCCAUGAUCGACCUAUGAAACCGCUCGACGCGGCAAUCUAUUGGACUGAGUAUGUGCUGAGACAUAAGGGUGCGUCACAAAUGCGUGUUGCCGCACGUGAUUUGAAUUUCCUACAGCAGCAUAGUGUGGAUACAAUCGCUGUUUUGUUUGGUAUUCCAUUGCUGCUGAUUAUAGUUAUAAUGCUUGGUGUUUACAAACUAAUUGUGGCAAUAAUUAAUAGUAACGAUGGUUUGAAUAAGAAGCGAAAGAAAGAGUAAACCAUUGAUUUUCAUAAGUUCAUAGCUGCUGGUUAUAUAACGCUACGUCGUCUAUUUGGAUUUCUAUUCGGUUUACUCCACGCUGCGGAAACAGUAUAGAAAUCCAAGUAGACGACUUAUGAGUUAUUUAAGCAGCUCCUUAUGUAUGGAUGUUUUUAAACAGAUUAUGUUGCGAUAGCAGAUGUUUUAGAAAAUUAAUAUUUUUUUUCACAUUUCAUUCAACAUGAAUUGAUAGUAGCGUUGAUAGCGUAAAUUUAAUUAGCUUGUCUAAACUGAUAAUGUGUAGUUAAUACGUAUGUCUAGUAAGUGUGAAGUCGCAGUAAUAAAAUAGAAAUUAUUUAAGUCUAUAAAGUA
This is a messenger RNA of Zeugodacus cucurbitae (melon fly), 1987 nucleotides long. Its product is annotated as UDP-glycosyltransferase UGT5-like. The record is from RefSeq and is a predicted model, not a curated record. The transcript has 2 exons. Gene Ontology annotation, molecular function: UDP-glycosyltransferase activity. Lineage: Eukaryota; Metazoa; Arthropoda; Insecta; Diptera; Tephritidae. Bases 65 to 1633 code for a protein of 522 amino acids.